Gossypium raimondii (Peruvian cotton) is the source of this 757-nucleotide messenger RNA. Its product is annotated as zinc finger BED domain-containing protein RICESLEEPER 2-like. Bases 1 to 675 code for a protein of 224 amino acids. NCBI's taxonomy places the organism in Eukaryota, Viridiplantae, Streptophyta, Magnoliopsida, Malvales, Malvaceae. The record is from RefSeq and is a predicted model, not a curated record. The transcript has 2 exons. Gene Ontology annotation, molecular function: protein dimerization activity.
AUGCUAGUUUACUUGGCGGUCAUCUUUGAUCUGCGAUGUAAAAUGAGUUUUUUGGACUUUGGGGUCAACUUGCUUUUUCCUACUAUUGCUAAUGACAUUAUGAAAAUGAUUGAUAAAGAUUUGCAUUGCUUGUUCAAUGAGUAUUCUUCUAAUGCCGGGAGAAUUGAAUUUUUUGAAGGUAAAUCUAGUUAUUCGACAAAUCUUUGCAGUUCAAUGGAAAUAGAUCAGUCAGAAAUGAAAACAGGCUUGACCAAACAAAAAUAUCUUAAGAAGAAGAAACAAGUUGUAUUAGAAAGCAAAUCUGAGUUGGAUAGAUAUUUGGGUGAGGAUGAAGAAGUAAACAAUUCAAGUUCAUUUGAUUUACUAUUGUGGUGGAAAAUGAAUAGUCCUAGAUUCCCUAUUCUUGCCCAAAUGGCUCGAGAUAUUCUUGCUAUUCCUAUCUUAAUAGUUGCCUCGAAAAGUGCAUUUAGCACGGUUGGAUGUGUUCUCGAUAGUUUUAGAAGUUCUCUAACUCCUAUCAUGGUCGAAGCUUUGGUUUGCACACAAGAUUGGCUUCGGAAAUCUAAUGAUGCCAUCAAUCUUGAAGAUUAUGUUGAUGAACUUCAAACCAUGGAAGAUGACUUAUCCAAAAUACCCAAAGAUCAAGAAGGUAACAUACUUAGCAUUAGUUUAUAAAGUUAAAUGUUUAUUUAAUUUAUUUUUGCAAAUUUUUUUUAUUAUUUAACUAACUCAUUCAAUACUUUUACUAGAUGUUUCA